This is a messenger RNA of Myotis davidii, 972 nucleotides long. It is a transcript of the gene CCDC54, whose product is annotated as coiled-coil domain containing 54. Lineage: Eukaryota; Metazoa; Chordata; Mammalia; Chiroptera; Vespertilionidae. The transcript has a single exon. Bases 1 to 972 code for a protein of 323 amino acids. The record is from RefSeq and is a predicted model, not a curated record.
AUGUACAAACAUCAAACCAAAAGAAUAAAAGCUGCUGCUGGGAAGAUGUGGCCUUCAAAUCUCUCCAAGAUCAGGCAAUCUCUUAAAAAUGUUUACCAUAAAUUUAAUAACCAGCACCCAAAUUCAACUAGAAAUCCAACUCUAACUUCCUAUGGUUGUGAUCAAGAUGACAGUACUGAUGAAGAAAUGAGUGUUAUAGGAAUGCUCCAAGAUAUUAAAACUGUCCAAAUUGACCUCCUCAAGAAAAUGACUGACAUUGUCAGUGCAGUAUCAAAAUUCCAGGGAAAGAUUGACUUUUAUCAGAAGCAGAUGGAGGUACUAGAAACCAGAACGAAUGUUAAUGAAGACAAACAAUACACAAUAACUAAAGAUAUCUUCGCAAUGAAAGAAAACAUUGAUGCUUUAAAGAAGAAGGUAACAGAACUGGAAAACCAGAAUUCUUCCAGCAUACAUUCUUCAGAAUUUCUGGAAGGAGAAAAAGGUAAAGAGGUCAUGGAAUUACUUCACAAACUCAUACAAGCACAAACUUUGAAGAACACGUUGGCUUCUACAGACUCUGAAAUCUCUUCAGCAAAACCAGAGAAAUUGCCUAGUUAUUCUGAUCCCACUGAGGAAAAAACAAUUUCUCCCAAAAUUAAAAUUCUGAAGCAAAGUAACCAACAAAAUGCAUUAAGAAGCUUUAAAAAGGCAAACUCAAACAUUUAUAUUUACCCAGAUAUUAGUACAUGGAUCAAGCUAACUUUUGUCCAUGGAGGAAAGUGGAGAUUUUUUCUCAGUGCUACCAGGUUAGAAGAGUUCAUCCAGUGGCUUCUUUCUAGGCCAACCAUCCCUCCUGAAGAACCACAGCACAUAACCCAGAGAUACUGUCCACUCACGGGGCCUAUUGUGAGCUUGACCACAAUCUGUCUCUCUGUUUUCAACUACAUCUACUGUCUUUUUGGUUUUUUAAAGGAGGAAAUAACUCGACUAUAG